UAUUUUAAAUUCGUUUUAAAAUGACUAUUUUCAAGUUGAAAAAUUUUCCGAACGUGUGCAGACUAUGCCUGCAACCAAAAUCAUCAGCCGAAAUAAUUUCACUAGAUAGCUACCGACCCGCAUUCGGUAGCUCGAUCUCCGAGAUGCUUGAGGAAGUCAGCCUGAAGGUUCCCUUCGAAUUGGCUUGCUACCUCCCGGUGGAAGCGUGCGAAAGUUGUUUGGACGUGUUUGAGUUAUUCUACAAGUACAAACGGAAGUUGGAUCUGAUUCAACGUUUUUCAUGUUGUCUGGCCGAUGUCAAGUGCGGCAAUCAACGGCCUUUGGUGGAACUCUUCGACGGAGAAAAACAGCAGCUUCAGGUCCUUUUCAAGGAUUUGGAUCUAUGCGAUAGGGAGGACGCUGGCGUGGAGGAAAUGCUGAAGGAGUUCAAUGAGUAUGACCUUGCGUCGACGAUAUGCAUCAAGGUUGAAACUGUUGACGACGAAGAGGUUUGUGGAGAGGUGAUGGCACUUUCCGAGGACGGAGUCGAAGAGAAGCUGGAUGUGCCUAGUUUUUUGAGCGAGUUUCAGAAGGCAUUGGAAGAACGGCAUGAUGAGAGUGAAGUUCAUGGCGAGGUGGUGUCAGAAGCGGAAGUGCCUGAUGCGGGUGCAGGUCAGAGUACUACCGGGCUUGAUGAAGAUUUAAAGUCUGAAUACACGAUGAUUGAAGAUGAUGAAGAAUACGAAAUUGAUAUGGAAGAUGAUGUGGAUUACUCGGCAGACGAGAAACCGCCUCCACAGAAGCGGCGUUACGUUCGGUUACCGGAAGAGGAAGUGGAUGAGCAGCAGUGCGGUUUGAAAUGUACUUUCAAAACAACAUUCCCUUCUCAGUUCGAGAAGCACCUGGCCAGGGUGCACGGUGAUGAAGUAGAAAUAUUGUCAUGCCAUCGGGUUAGCUGUGCUGGAGAUCUGUUCGAUUCGCUUGAGCUGUUGAGGCAGCAUAAAAAUGAUGCCCACAGUACGCAUAUUUGUAUGGUUUGCGGUAAGGUGACGAAGCAUUUGAUUGCUUUGGAGAACCACACGAGGAGUCACGAGCGUGAACGGGAUCCGACGGUACGGUGUUCAAUGUGCGAUGAAAUGUUCAGAAGUGAGGUGGAAAUGCAGCGACACGUUACGAAGGCACACAUGAGUCGAUUACUGUUCGAGUGUCACGAAUGUGGACUGGGUUUCAAACACAAACUGCUGUUGACGCAGCAUCUGCUGACACAUUCCGUGGAACGGAACUAUACUUGCAAUCAGUGCGAGAUGGCAUUCAAAACAUCGAAUCAUCUGCGGAGGCACAUCCGUACGGUGCAUACCGAGAUUCGCUACACUUGCGAGCAUUGUCCGAUGACCUACGGGCGGCGGGAUAAACUGCGGAUGCACAUGGAACGCGCUCACGACAUCCAAACGUACUUCGUGUGUGAAAUUUGCUGUACCUCGUUCGAGUCGGACGGAAAGCUCCAGGAGCACAAUCUUCGCCACGAAAACGCCCAGGAUCUGGAGUGUGGCAUCUGUUUGACCAGCUGUGCAACCCCGGAGGACUUCAACGAGCAUAUGUGCAUCACGUAUCAGGAGGAUUACGUUUGCUGCAACCGUGACUUCCGUUAUCAUUCCUUCUACAACCGGCACAUGUUCCUGGCUCACGGUUUGAAUACAAAUGCACGGGUGAAACCGAAAGCCGGGGUACUGAUGGGAAAGCAGCGCGCUUUGAGGAAACCCGUGGAACGUUGCCCCAAAUGCGAGUACGUUUUCGCAACGCGAAAGCUGAAAAAGCAACAUAUGGAAACCUGCGAGGGGCAGGUGGUGAUUUUCGAAAUUGAACCAGUAGCGGAUGAGGCUGGUUGAGAGGAUUUCUUUUUU
Molecule: messenger RNA, 1880 nt
Organism: Ochlerotatus camptorhynchus
Lineage: Eukaryota; Metazoa; Arthropoda; Insecta; Diptera; Culicidae
Product: zinc finger protein 700-like
Exons: 6
Coding region: 21-1865 (614 amino acids)
Source: RefSeq, a predicted model, not a curated record